AUGACUGACCCACAACCCAACCGCCAGCUGCACCUCACAGCCUUCAUGCGGCCUGUUUCGCUGCAUACAGGUGCAUGGCGUUAUCCAGGCUCCUAUCCAGAUGCCAACUUCAAUUUCAAACACAUUGCCCAGUUCGCCCAAAAGCUAGAGGCCGCCAAGUUCGAUGCCUUCUUCAUGGCGGAUCACCUGGCCGUGCUGAACAUGCCUAUCGAAGCUCUCAAGCGCAGUCAUACGGUCACUUCCUUCGAGCCUUUUACUCUGCUCUCCGCUCUCUCUUCUGUGACGGAGAAGAUCGGACUCGCGGCAACUGCUAGCACGACCUAUGACGCGCCGUAUCAUGUCGCCCGCCGAUUUGCCAGUCUCGAUCACCUGAGUAAUGGGCGAGCGGCGUGGAAUAUUGUGACGACCGGAAACCCGGAGUCGAGUCAUAACUUCGGCUUCGAUGAGCAUUUGGCCCAUGGUGAUCGGUAUAAGCGUGCCCGUGAAUUCUAUGAUGUCGUCACGGGAUUGUGGGACAGUUUCGCCGAUGAUGCGUUUACUCGGAAUGUCGAGACGGGGCAAUUCUUGGAUCCGGCGAGAAUGCAUGUGCUGAACCAUUCCGGCGAUGAGUUGAAGGUUCGCGGGCCGUUGAAUAUUGCCAGGCCACCGCAGGGGUGGCCGGUUAUUGUUCAGGCAGGACAAAGUGAGCCCGGAAAACAGCUUGCAGCGGAGACCGCGGAGGUUGUGUUUUGCAGUCCGAAGGACCUGGAGAGCGCGAAGGCGCUCUAUGCGGAUAUCAAGGGCCGAGUGGAGAAGGCAGGACGGAAGAGAGCUCAGUUGAAGAUCUUACCCGCAGCAAUGAUCAUCGUCGGAGAUAGCAAGCAAGAUGCGCAGGAGAAGAGACUCAGAUUGGAUAGCCUGGUGCAUUACGACAGUGCUAUUGCCUCGUUGUCCAUCGCACUUGGCGUGGAUGUCAGUGGCCUGGAUCCGGAUAGUUUGCUGCCAGACGACCUCCUCGAAACGAAUGCUAGCAAGACGGCCAGAGAGGCGGUGGAAAUUCUGGCCAAGAAAGAGGGACUGACCAUCCGCCAACUUGCGCAACGCUAUGGUGGAUACUCGGGGCUAGCGUUCCUCGGUUCGCCAAGCGAUAUCGCUGAGGAGUUGGAGACGUGGUUGCGGGAAGAGGCUUCUGAUGGCUUCACGAUCACGUUCCCAUUCUUGCCACAGGGUCUAGAUGAGGUGACGGAGAGACUGAUUCCUGAACUUCAGCGAAGAGGCCUUUUCCGCAAGGACUACACUGGCUCGACACUGCGUGAACACUUCGGCCUGGAGAGACCCGAGAAUCGAUUCUUUAGCGAGGAAUCUUAA
Molecule: messenger RNA, 1347 nt
Organism: Penicillium digitatum Pd1
Lineage: Eukaryota; Fungi; Ascomycota; Eurotiomycetes; Eurotiales; Aspergillaceae
Product: LLM class flavin-dependent oxidoreductase
Molecular function (GO): oxidoreductase activity, acting on paired donors, with incorporation or reduction of molecular oxygen; monooxygenase activity
Source: RefSeq, a predicted model, not a curated record